Toxorhynchites rutilus septentrionalis is the source of this 3723-nucleotide messenger RNA. It is a transcript of the gene psidin, whose product is annotated as phagocyte signaling-impaired protein. Bases 193 to 3087 code for a protein of 964 amino acids. Gene Ontology annotation, cellular component: cytoplasm; NatB complex. Gene Ontology annotation, molecular function: protein-N-terminal amino-acid acetyltransferase activity; protein binding. Gene Ontology annotation, biological process: N-terminal peptidyl-methionine acetylation. The transcript is spliced from 8 exons. The record is from RefSeq and is a predicted model, not a curated record. Lineage: Eukaryota; Metazoa; Arthropoda; Insecta; Diptera; Culicidae.
GACUGAUUUGUGUUCCUGCGGUGGUCGUCCGAAAGUGUAUGAGAAAAACGGAAUUGUAAACUAAAUUGUUUCGAAUUUAGUGAAUAAUCCAGCUCUAGAAAAUAGCCACACUGAGUGCUGCUAGUAAAUACUCGCUCUGCCUGAAACUGCAGCCCGCCGUGGAAGAAAUUACAUUGGUUACCGGCCCGAAUUAUGCAAAACGUGGAGCUCGUAGUAGAACGCAGGCUUCGGCCUAUUUUCGAGUCGAUAGAGAUCGGUAAUUACAAAAAGGCUCUGCAGGAUGUCGAAAAAGUGUUAAAGAAAAACCCCUCUAUCCAGUGUGGACGCGCGUUGAAGGCCUUGGCUUUCAUCCGUCUAGGACGGGAUGAGGAGAGCGCUGGAAUUAUUCGAACUUUAGAACAGGAAAAUCCGACGGACUCGACUACGCUGCAUGUACUGACAAUGUGCUAUAAGGAAUCCGAACAGCUGGACAAAAUUUGUCAGCUAUUUGCUAGUGCCUCAAAACAACACCCUGGUAAUGAGGAGCUGCUGUCACAGCUUUUUGUCGCUCAUAUGCGAGUGAAUGACUUCAAGGCCCAGCAAACGGUUGCUCUGCAGCUGUACAAACUCAAACCCCGCAAUCCGUUCUACUUCUGGGCUGUAAUGAGUGUAGUUUUACAAGCGCUACGCGGUCCAGACUCAAACGAUCAACAAAAGUCGAGUAUUUUACUGGCCCUGGCCCAACGCAUGGUCGAUAAGCUGAUUGCAGAGAACAAGCUUGAAGCGUCCCAGGAAGUGCAGUUAUACCUACAGAUACUACAACAUCAGCGAAAAUUUCAGGAAAUGUUAGAUUUUCUAGAUGGAACAGUAUGUCAUAAGUUAUACCCCGGUGUGCCACAUUUGACGAAAAUCGAACUACUAAAAAAACUUAACAAAUGGGCCGAUCUCAAUAAACUGAUGAAAGAACUGCUUGUGGAUGAUCCGGACCGUUGGGAUUAUUACCAGGAGUAUAUACAAUCUACGUUUGAGCUCAUCAAAAAUCAAGAGAAACCACCCGAAACUGAUUAUACGGUUGAUAUGUGUCACGAGUUCAUUUGCGGGAUUAUGGAAUCCCAGUCCCGGAAACAUCGUGGUCCGUACCUUGCCCGAUUAGAACUACAUCGUUUGAUGGUGCAAAGCCAAUAUGAUAAAGAGCAACUUUUUGGUGAUAUGUCUGACUUGCUUUUGGAUUACUUCCGUAUGUUUGGUCAUAAAACGUGUUGUGCGAACGAUCUGAAACUGUUUCUAGAGUACAUUGAACCGGCCGAACGACCCGGUUUUGCCGCCAAAUUGAUGCAGGAAUGUCGCAUCAAUCCUGUGACUCUACCUAGCAAUAAAGAACACAUGCAAAGACACAUUUGUUCGCUCCAGAUAGCACGGUUUUGCGGGGCACAUGCUACCCUUACGGAAGAGCAUCUGUCGGCUCUCUACACUGCCCUCAGUUUGCAUUACGAGCGUGGAUACAACAGCUUUGGCCAAGGACUACUGCCGACCGAUAUGGGUCCAUCCGAUCCGUACGCGCUGCUAGCAGUCAAUAUUAUGUAUGAUCGCUCCUGGAAACUGCAACGUUCGGAGCCCCUGGUGGAGGCCCUCUGCCUACUCACGCACUUACUGUCCAACAGUAUAAACAACUUCCACGCCAAGCUGCUCUGCAUGCAGUUGUACCACAGGUUGGGUCUCGUCGAAGCGGCCCACCGAGCGUACGAAUCACUUGACAUCAAACACAUCCAACUCGACUCGCUCGGCUAUCUGCACUGUGGCCAACUGUGCAAUGGUGGCUUUCCGGGAUUGGCCAAGCAGGUGUACGAUCAGACGCUACACUUCUUCAUCCACCAGAACAGCGUGGAGUUCCUAAAGACUUCCUACAACUUUGGCUCGUUCUCCAAACUGAUUGAAUUCCUUGACUUCAGGGAUCGGUUAUCGAACAGUUUGCACUUUACGCUUAUUUCCGUGGAAGCACUACUGCUGGAGAUGGUUUGCUUCAGCGGAACACUGGCACAGAAUCUUGCUGCCUAUCGGUUGAUGCGGGUGAAACCACACGAGGAUCGGAUUAAAUGGAGCGAGUUAAGUGACAAUCGCGAUAUGACGAUAUUUGUCCACUGGGAUCCGGUUGUAGACUACUCGAAAGUGCUUCCUCCCGAUGAUGCUGAAACCACACUGAAUAACAAGGUUGUAUUGGAGCCUAAAACGGUUGAACAGCAACGGGAAGAAGAUCGGAAGGAUAGUUACGAUCAGGAAACGCAACUGCUUCAGCUACGUUCCGGAAUGUUAAGGCUGGUUUCCUCACUUCUGGAAUUGCACACGAAGGGAACGGAAGAGGACUUCAACACUGCAGUAGAUCUGCGCCAACACUGGGAGGAACUGUUUAGAACAAUACGAACGAAGGGUUCGAAACCCACGAGUGGUAAAUUUCUAGUCAAUUGUCUGCCGUCACGAUUGCAUUUAGUGUUACGAAUACCAUACGAAAGCGUGUUCCUGGAUGUGGCAAAUUUCCUGCUGCUAUUGUGGAAGGGCGAGAAGCAUGAUGAGAUACGAACAAGUGCCGAUAGUUGCCUAAAAUGUAUAAACGAUUUGUUUGCGCUGAUCAGCAGUACAAUUAGCGAAUACAAUAAAUCGCCCGAUAUGCUUUGGAAUCGGAAACAGGUUCAUGAUGAUGUCAACGCUUGUAUCGAGAUUGCAUCCCUAUUACUAUUCGUAUUAACCAUUUGCUAUGACAAAUACUCGCAAGCACCCGCCCCGCAACCAACACGGAAGGUGAAAAAGAAAGACUCGGAGCAGAACAAUCACGAGCAUGCAUUAGUAGUGAUGUCCGAGAAGAAUCGUCACCAGCUGAUAGCGGAUAUUUUACGGGCGCUUAAACACAAUUUUGGUGAAUGCGAUGCUGUAUUGGCUUCUUGGGAAAUGCCGCUGUUGUCGGAUUCGCUGGCCACAGCCCUCGAUCAGAUGUCACUCGAAGCCAAAAGCGAAUUUGUGGUGCGAGUUAAGCUGAUGGACAGUCAUUCUGGGGAGAUCAAAGAACUGAGAAAGUUACUGAAAGACAAAUUGAAGUUGUUCCCCAAAGCAAUUUAAUAACCGAGACAGUUAAAAAACGAACGGAACCUAACGGAAAAUUAUGAGAGCGAAAGGAUUGUUUUUUUAUGUAAGGUUGUUAAAGCUGCCGGGAAUGUUCUAUGAAAUUUAUCCUUUGAAGCCUAAUAAGUCAAUGACUGGUAGAGUUUAAGUGAACUCGAAGUAAUGUUUCAUACUAUUCAGAUAUGAACACUGUAGUCCCCACCCUUUGUUCAUCACACUUUUACAUACUCAAAAGAUAUAGUCCCUACAACGAUGGUAGAAUAAGCAAAAAUAAAUGCACGCGAUUCUCCUUUAGACUAUUUAUUUUCUGAAGUUUCUAUUGUUGCGCAAAUUAGGAUAAACAAAAUUUUUCGUAUGCUAGGUGUCAUUACAGUGCCACGACACAUGAGUGAGCAAGCAGCAAUCAAAACUCCUUUAAAACGCUUGAAGAAUGAUAAAGGCACAUAGAAGAAAAAGGCGGCUGAACCCAUUUUUAAAGCAUAGAGUGACAUGUGUGCGUUCAACAUUUGGAUGUAUUUUGUAUGGUGAGUAACGCGGAGAACCAUCCGACUAACACACAACUUAUCAUUACUAUUAACGAUAUUUAAUUAAGUUGAACUAUUUCUAAGAGAUGCAAACCAUUGGACCGAUGGA